UUUAGUCAAAUCCUAGAGUUCAUACUUAUUAUCCGAUUUUCUUUUCAGUCGAUGGAAGUGAGGGCAUGGUGCGUUUAGUCGGUGGUCGUCGACCAGGAGAGGGUCGCGUUGAGAUCUACCACCACGGCAUCUGGGGGACGGUAUGCGACGACUUCUGGGACAUCAGGGAGGCCGAUGUCGUGUGUCGUCAGCUGGGGUUCAGCGGAGCUUCAGAGCCCAUGAGAGGGGGUGUGUUCGGCAUGGGGAACAGCAGAAUACACCUGGAUGACGUCACGUGCGAAGGGACGGAGAAGGUGUUGUCGAACUGCUCCCAUGCGCCGUGGAAUGACCAUAACUGUCUGCACGGCGAGGACGCGGGCGUCAUUUGCCACUCUUUAGAAGGAGCCAUCCGACUAGUUGACGGGAUCCAACCCAACGAAGGGCGAGUCGAGGUCUACUUGGAAGGCUCCUGGGGUACCGUCUGUGAUCACCACUGGGACAUCCGCGAUGCCAAUGUCGUCUGUAAUUUCCUUGGACACCAUAAAGCCAUCCAAGCUCCUGGAGGGGCCUAUUUCGGCAGAGGAUCGGGUCCUAUCAACCUGAAUCGGAUGUUCUGCAAAGGAGAAGAAGGAUCGUUACUCCAGUGCUCUCAUUGGCCGGUCGAUGAUGACUGCACCCAUGAUAACGACGCAGGCGUCAUUUGUCUUAACAGCCGUAUGUAUUCCAUUGCACACGAGGCGUUAUUUCGAUUGCGUUAUUACUUGCGCUAAUCAAACCUCCUGUGGACGUGAUAGCAAUUAGCCCAUACGUCAG
Messenger RNA from Strongylocentrotus purpuratus (purple sea urchin), 792 nucleotides. Its product is annotated as scavenger receptor cysteine-rich domain-containing group B protein-like. The coding region runs from base 66 to 749 and encodes 227 amino acids. The record is from RefSeq and is a predicted model, not a curated record. Gene Ontology annotation, cellular component: membrane. NCBI's taxonomy places the organism in Eukaryota, Metazoa, Echinodermata, Echinoidea, Camarodonta, Strongylocentrotidae. The transcript has 2 exons.